This is a messenger RNA of Bombyx mori (domestic silkworm), 1191 nucleotides long. RefSeq names its product putative acetyl transferase (gene yip2). Lineage: Eukaryota; Metazoa; Arthropoda; Insecta; Lepidoptera; Bombycidae. The record is from RefSeq and is marked provisional. Gene Ontology annotation, molecular function: acyltransferase activity, transferring groups other than amino-acyl groups. Bases 1 to 1191 code for a protein of 396 amino acids. The transcript is spliced from 8 exons. Gene Ontology annotation, cellular component: mitochondrion.
AUGUCUGCUUCAGUUAAAGGGAUUUUCAUCGUGGGCGCUAAAAGGACGCCGUUUGGUACCUUCGGCGGAGUCUUCCGCAACACAUCCGCGACCGAACUGCAGACGAUAGCCACUGUCGGUGCGCUGAAGGAGGCCGGAGUGUCCCCGGCUCAGGUCGACAGCAUGGUCGUGGGCCAAGUCAUCUCUUCAUCACAAACUGACGGAAUCUACACGCCACGUCACGCGGCGCUCAAAGCUGGUAUUCCUCAAGAGAAGCCGGUGCUCGGCAUCAACAGACUAUGCGGCUCUGGUUUCCAGUCGAUCGUGAACAGCGCUCAGGACAUUUUGACCGGCGCAGCCAAGAUCUCAGUAGCGGGGGGAGUAGAGAACAUGUCGCAAGCGCCCUUCGCGGUCAGAAACGUGAGGUUCGGCACGGCUCUGGGCACCAACUACGCCUUCGAAGACACCCUCUGGGCCGGACUCUCGGACUCCUACUGCGGACUCCCCAUGGGCAUGACCGCCGAGAAGCUAGGAGCCCAGUUCGGAAUCACCAGAGACGAAGUUGACAAUUACGCUCUACAAUCGCAACAGAAGUGGAAGACUGCUAACGACGCAGGAGUAUUCAAAGCGGAGAUCGAACCUGUGUCUCUUACGAUCAAGAGGAAGGAGGUCAAGGUCGAGGUAGACGAGCACCCUCGUCCUCAGACCACACUCGAGGGCCUGAAGAAACUGCCCCCCGUCUUCAAAAAGGAAGGUCUAGUCACUGCUGGAACUGCUUCUGGUAUCAGCGAUGGUGCUGGAGCGCUGGUGCUGGUCAGCGAGGAAGCCGCCAAGAACCUAAAGCCCCUCGCUCGCCUCGUAGGCUGGGCCUAUGUGGGAGUGGACCCCAGCAUCAUGGGCAUUGGGCCUGUGCCCGCCAUCGAGAACCUUCUUAAAGUCACCAAACUCACCCUCAAUGAUGUCGACCUUAUUGAGAUCAACGAGGCCUUCGUGGCUCAGACGCUGUCGUGUGCCAAGGCGCUGAAGCUCGACAUGAGCAAGCUGAACGUCAACGGAGGCGCCACCGCGCUGGGACACCCGCUCGGCGCUUCCGGCUCCCGGAUCACGGCGCACCUCGUGCACGAGCUCAGACGGCGCGGGCUGCGGCGCGGGGUGGGGUCGGCCUGCAUCGGCGGGGGGCAGGGCAUCGCCCUCAUGAUCGAGACUGUUUGA